This is a messenger RNA of Zychaea mexicana, 2199 nucleotides long. RefSeq lists its product as uncharacterized. The record is from RefSeq and is a predicted model, not a curated record. Gene Ontology annotation, molecular function: guanyl-nucleotide exchange factor activity. The coding region runs from base 128 to 2167 and encodes 679 amino acids. NCBI's taxonomy places the organism in Eukaryota, Fungi, Mucoromycota, Mucoromycetes, Mucorales, Lichtheimiaceae. The transcript is spliced from 8 exons.
GUCGUAUGUCAAGACACUACGGGCAAGUGUGGAGGUGAUUGCACGCAAGCUGAACCCACAGACACGGGAAUGGCAGGGCGAGCAGCCCAUCAUUGAUCGUUUCGAGCACAAGAAAUUGUUUUUGAAUAUGGAAGAGAUUCUGGAAACAAACGAACGUUUCAUGUCUGAUCUUGAAAAGUGUAACGGUGGUGCCGCAGACGGCGGCGUGUGCUUUGGCGAAGUUUGUGCGAGUCAUAUUGUCAACUUUGAAUGCUACCGAUACUACGCUCUGAAUUAUUCGUUUGCCCACAACCUCCACCUCACGCUGUCAAAGAACAACGGCGCCUAUCGCAGGUCUCUGGACAUCUGCUACAAGGACAGUCGUUUCUUGAAUCGCAGUAUGAUUGAACUCUUGUCGGAACCAGUCCAACGCAUCACCCGCUAUACAAUGAUGAUUAAAGCCAUCUUGAACCACACAUCGCCACAACAUCGUGAUUAUAUGCCAUUGACGCGUGCGUACGUCAAAGCAUGCGGUAUUGCAAGCAUGGCCGAUGAUGAUGCCACUAAACUGGCGACCACGUGUCAUGUCCUUCAGCAGUCUGUCAAGAAUGCCCCUUGUAGCUUGGUGAACCAGAACCGCUCCUUCAUUGCCCACUUGGAUGCCGACGAGAUCCAUCGUGUCAAAGGCAAACCAAAGCGACCAGUGACCCUGUUUUUGUUUGCGGAUAAACUCAUGAUUGCCGAGCGACCCAACUAUUCGUGCAGAGGCAUUGACUUAUGUGACAAUGGCAAAAGUCAGGAUAGCUUCCCGAUGUGGAACCUGAAAAGAGACCCAAUGUUAAAGUUUAGAGGAUGGAUCGACAUUGAACAGGUUCAAAUCUUUGAAGGCGCGCCAGAUUCUCCCAAUUCGUUUGUAUUGUUUGCAUCCGAUACUCAGAAGCAAGAGUAUAGCCGUGGUCGUGGCCCCGCCCCUACAACCGAGUCCCAUGAAGAUUAUUUCCGCAGAGGCCUUCGUUUGUUCUCUGUGGCGUCUCAUGAUGACAAUGACCAAGAGAGUUUGCAGCGUACAGCCGAAUUUGUCAAUGAUUUUCAAAAGGCCCAAGCGCUUGCUAAGCGAUAUGGUCCGAAUGACCAGUCGUACCACCGACUAUGGUGUGAAUCCAACGUGUACAGCAACAUUUACGAUACAACAAGUUACACGCAUGCAAACUAUAAGCAUAACAUUGCCGUUGUAUAUGUGGAAGAAGAAACAUCGGUGAACCUCCGGCCGCUAUUCCGUGGUGGUAGUACUGCGCCAUGGAUCGUGGCGUUGGUGUUGCAAGCUGCGGGUCGGCAAGGUUUCCGAUAUCACAUUUGGAGCAAGAUCCCCUUACACCCAGACCGUGAGAUCCUCGAAAGCAUUCCAUUGGCUCCAAAGCAAGUGAAUGUUGAUGGCAAACCGAACCAUAUCUUUGGAUGUGUAUUUUGGAACAAUGUGUUCUUGUGCGAACGACACCUACGAGCAUCGGAUGUCUACACGCACGCCCAUCGUGAGGAGCUAGAAGUCAAACCGAGAAGCCGGUCCCGGUCACGAUCCCUCACUCGCUCCACCAGCAUUCCUACCCUGCCAGGCUGGCUUGGCGGCAAUAGCAGCCAACGGUCACGCUCCAUGUCUCCUUCACGCGGUGCUGUCAAACCUGCAUCAUCACGUUCUUCGCCCAUCCACGGUGGAGCAGCAGCAGGUGGCAAAUUGUCAUUUAGCAAAAAGUCCACCCGGUCCCGCUCUAGCAGCAUGACAUCCAGUUCAUCCUCGGGCAAUACUCUGGCUAGAAGCUUGACGAAAUCAACCUCGUCGUCAACCACAGCAACAGCAACAUUGCUUGAUCAUUAUCAACCUUAUCAGCAGCAAAAGCAGAAGCAGCAAAUGACAAUAGCAAGACCGACUAGCAAGAUGAUGCAGCGCAAGAGUUUGCCACCUUCGUUGUGUCCGCCUUCGGAACCCAUUUUGCCGCGACCUAUGGUUUCUAGUCCACAAGAGGAUCUCGACCUUGCAAAUUCACGACCUUCCAGCCGAAGCAGCACCCGAUCAUCCACAUCCUUUAAUCACGCGUUUGCCAAUGGCCCAUUCUCAAAUUCGGUUUCGCUGGCGAGCCAUAGCACCCGAAGCUCACUGAGCCUGGAAGAUUUGGAAAUGGCAAAGGUAAUAUAAAGAAAUACGCCCUUUUUUUUAAAAAAAAAAAA